Oreochromis niloticus (Nile tilapia) is the source of this 3531-nucleotide messenger RNA. It is a transcript of the gene cirop, whose product is annotated as ciliated left-right organizer metallopeptidase. Bases 166 to 2073 code for a protein of 635 amino acids. Gene Ontology annotation, cellular component: cytoplasm; membrane. Gene Ontology annotation, biological process: proteolysis; cell adhesion. Gene Ontology annotation, molecular function: metalloendopeptidase activity. The record is from RefSeq and is a predicted model, not a curated record. Lineage: Eukaryota; Metazoa; Chordata; Actinopteri; Cichliformes; Cichlidae. The transcript has 15 exons.
UUCACACAGACUCACCACAGAGAGGAGAGAGCUGUUCUCGGUGGGAAUGCAGAAGUUGUGCUCAUUGCUCUGGUUUGGAGGAUUAAAAGGAAAACCUUGUUUUUGCUUUAGAGCUCUGAAACUCCACAGAUGGACUGAGGUCGCCUACAGGUUUCCACCAUAAUUAUGGCUUCCCCUCCAUCCUCGAACCUCUGGGUGGGGAUGGUGCUGGUGGUAAUGGUGGCCGUGGUUGAGCUUCCAGGAGCCCUGCAGAGGUGCAUCUUUGAUGAGCUUCAGGUUCAGGUCAGAGUCGUCAGAGCCGCAGACAGUCCACCCCAGGAGCUCAGGCUCAGAAGGUCAGAGGAGCAGAGGAGCAUCCUGGGAAAAUCUGGCCCACCUACUCCUACCUCACCACAGCCAAUGAGGAUCCGGACCUGGAUUCCGAGAGAGAGCGACAGCCUAUCAAAGGCUGAGAAAGGAAGACUGGAGGCAGCGGUGGAAGAAGCUGUGAGAGUGGUGUCUUCUUUACUGUCAGUGAACAGAGUGCCGGGCUCGUUACUGCUCAGCAGAGACAUCAACAAAUACUGCAAGUUUCUCUGGAGGGAUUCAAGUACUAUCAACUACAACAGGUGUGGUAGAGCCAACAAAAACUACCGAAGUGAAACUUGCCUGGAUGUGACUAUCCCAGACGACCACCUGGCUGGAUGUGAUAUUUACCCCGAGGCCGAUUCACACAAAAGGACUGUUCUCAGACCUGAAGGUGCUGGAGUCCCUGAUACCGACUUCCUGCUUUACCUCCAUGUACAGGCCACAGACAAGUGCAGGGCAGAGCCCAGUGUGUUGGCCUACGCUGUUCACUGCCAGACGGACAGUCACGGGCGACCUGUAGCCGGGGUGGUGGUCAUCUGCAGGGACCGGCUGACAGGAGCCACAUACAGCCACCAGACUACAGUACAGACUGUCAUUCAUGAAUUGUUUCAUGCACUUGGAUUUUCUAAGGAUCUCUUCAGCACCUGGAGAGACUGUUACUCCUCCUCCUCUUCCCAAGUGGGUGCUGAUUGCUCUCCUCGAGGCAAAGUGACUCACUCUGACAGAUCAGGCCACAUGAGGAUUUACACCCCGUCCAUCAUUUCAGCCCUGCAGAAGCACCUGGUGUCCAGUGAUCCGCAGCUGGGAGGGCCACUGGAGAACCUGGACGCAGCUCCAGGCAGAGUGUCCUCACACUGGGAGUCCCGGGUCCUGCAGGGCUCCAUUAUGUCGGCAGUACUGGGGGAUCCUAGCACAGUCCGGAUCGACCCAGUGACCUUAGCUGCAUUACAGGACACGGGGUGGUACACUGUCGACCUGAGCCGGGCUCAGAGUCUGGUCUGGGGAGACGGUCAAGGAGCCAUGUUUGGCUCCCUGUCAACCUGCCAAGAUAACUCCUCAUCCUUCUUCUGCACUGGAAGUGGACGUGGAUGUCAUUUUCUUCACCUCCACAAGGGGGAGUGCCAGACUGACCAGUACCUGGAGGGCUGUCGAGUGUAUAAACCCCUGCAGAAUGGAAGUGAAUGCUGGAAAAAAGAAAGCAGCAGGUGGACAGCUGAAGAUGAGCUGAGCGGGGAGAUUUUUGGCUUUGACAGCAGAUGCUUUCUCUCCAGCCUCACCACGCAGAACCAGAGUCAGGUUCCCCGGGUCAGCAGCUCUGUGGAGGGUCGGUGUUAUAGGCACAGGUGUACCGGACCGAACAGGUAUCAGAUCCAGGUGUUUGGCUCUGUGUGGGUGGACUGUCCAGCAGGGGGCAACAUUCAGAUUAAAGGAUACAAUGGUGCAGUUUUCUGCCCUGACAGGAGGUUAUGUCUGUACCCUGAUGUGACUCCUCCCUUAGAUGAUGUCAGGACACUUCCUGCAUGCAUCAGAUGUGAGAUUUCUACCUCAGCCCAUGAUGGGACCUGGUCUCCCCUCAGACCACCCACAGACCCACCUGUACCCACAGCGCUGUGCUUCACUGCUGCUGCGUGUCUGCUGGCUGCACUGAUGGUGUCCUGCAGGAAAUGUCGCUCAUGUAUGUUCAGAGCACGCACGGUGGCCCCUGACCAGCAGGAUCAUCUGUAGAAAGCCUGUUCUUAGGAAUGGGCAAAGACUAAAUUUUUAAUCUUAAAGUAAAUUUAAAAACUGCUUUUACUUUUAUUUUAUUUCUUGGGGUGUUUUUAUGUUUUACCUUUGAUUGUCUCGCUGUGUGAGUUCUCUAUCAGCUGGGGGAAAACCCAAACCACAGAGAUGGGGAAGCUGGAUUUAUACGUCCAUAAAUCAGUUUUUAUUUUUGUCAAUUGUGAUUUUGAUUACUAAAUGUUAGUUUCGUCCAUCAAAAUCAUUUCCCUGUCAUAGAUAUUUCUCUAACCUACACUUGUUUAUGGCCUUAAAUACAAUGUAAAUUCAUAGAGGAUGAGGGUAAACAGUAAAAUAAUCAAAGAUAUGGUAACAAAUUGUCCAUUUUUAACUGUAUUUUGAUUUUUUGCACUAAUUAAACCUCCAAACUAUCCCCAUCUUUACUUUUGAACAUUUAGGUUCAGUAAUUUAGAUAUAAUCUUACUGCUGAUGCAGCAGAAUCGAUCAGUCACUCACCUUUAAGACACUUCCUCUAGAACAGUUUUGUCAUCUCACAGGAGUGACACAGAUGAAAAAUGACCUGUGAUUGUUAUUGUAAGUGAGCAUAUUAUUUCCCCAAGAUGCAAAUGUAGAUAUGAAUGUCAUGACGUUCCUUGGAAAAAUGCGUGCCAAGACUUGCCGAGACUUACAGGACACAAAGUCAGCCUGUUUUCCCACCUCGAGGUUCUUUGUUGUCAUUCAUCACGAAGGGACGUGACAGAACAAACACCUGCUGGCAAACUGACAGAUAGUUUGAAACCAGUUUGGCAGAAAGCUGCUGCUUCAUAGUGCUGUGACCCAACACGAACAUGAAUGAUUUAAACUUGUGCUUUUUAAAUCUCAGCCUGUAGAAUAUAGUUUGGGUCACACCAACAGAAGCUGAGAGCAAAAAUUAUGGUGGUUCAAGACUUUUGCACAGUGAUGCACAUGCCUGAAGUAGUUGAAGACAAACAAUUAAGGAAAAUAAAUGCUUCAGCAUAAUAUGUAUCAAACAAGUAAAGGAAAAUAAAUAAUGCUUAAACAUUUAAAUGGACCAAAGACAGUUUCUGAAGUAGCCCUUUAUCCCAAUCUUUAUAUUUACCAGAAGUUGGACACAGUGAUUUCCCAGGUUAAUGUUGUGUCACACAAUUAAAAGCAGCAAUGUUGUCUUUGAAGGGCUAAUCAGAAACUCCCUAAAUCUGUCAAACAUAUGUCCAUACUGUCUUUAUACGUGUCUUGAUGCAUGCUCAAUCAUCCAGGUAAGUAAAUCCCCAAAAGUUGUCUCUGUUCAUCUGGACGUAGCGUUUUCAGUGGGAGAAAUGUUUCGUCACUCAUCCAAGUAACUUCUUCAGUCUCAGCUGACUGCAGGUUUCCCCAGUCUUAUAUGCAAUCUUAUGCAAAUGUACUCUUUAUAAGACGUUUCUCCCACUGAAAACGCUGCGUCCA